AUGUUCGCACAUAAGAAGAUACACAAAGGUACGCGGAGGUCACCAGAUGGACGACAUAUAAACCAAAUAGACCAUGUGCUUAUAAAUGAAAGAUUUAAUAACAGUAUUUUAGAUGUAAGAACCGUACGUGGAGCUGAUAGCGAUUCAGAUCACUUUCCUGUGGCAGGUAGACUACGAGUGAAAUUAAAAAGAAGACAAGAAAUAAAGAGAGGAGGAGCUACGGGACGGUUUGACAUCACAAACCUUAACAAUCCAGCGGUAGUUAAGAAUUUUCAAAAAGGUAUAGAGGAAAAGUUAAGAAUAAUAAUUGCAAGUGGGUCAGGUAGAGAAGUGGAAUUAAGGUGGAAAACGGUAAAACAACUUAUUCAAGAUGAAGCAGAAAAAACAAUAGGGAAACAAAAGACAAGGAAAAAAACCUGGUUUAAUGAUAUUUGCGAAGAAGCCAUAGAAAGAAGAAAGAAUGCUAGAAAUAUAUGGCUGUUCGACAUUGAGAAUGUGGUGAAGUUAGAAAGAUUCAAAAUGAGACAACGGGAAGCGAGUAACAUAUUAAGAUGCGAAAAAAGAAAAUAUUUACAAAACAUACUUAAGGAGGCAGAACAGGAUUUUGCUAGUCAUAAUACAAAAGACCUAUAUAAAAAGGUUAACUUCUUAAGUAAGGAAUAUAAGCAGCUGGUGAAAGUUCUCAAAAAUGAUGAUGGAACGCUAAUCACAUCUAAAGAAGAGAUAACAAAUAAAUGGACGAACUAUUUUAAGCAGCUGUUGAACUGUAAUACACCAGAUAGUUUAUUCCACUUUGAGAAUAUGGAAACUAAUAAUACAAUCUGCCUAGCACCGCCAUGGGCAGAAGAUAUUUUAGGAGAUUAUCAAGCAGGUUUUAGACAAAUUAGAUCUACCACAGAUCAGAUAUUUGUUUUGAAACAAAUUUUCCAAAAAAUAUGGGAGUUUAACAGAGAAGUACAUGUACUAUUUAUUGAUUUCAAGAAGGCGUAUGAUUGCAUACAUAGAGAAUCUAUGUUGAAUGUACUAAAACAGUUCAAAUUGCCCCAGAAAUUAAUUAAUCUGAUCAAAGCAAACAUCCUACACACGGAAAUCAAGAUCAGAGUUGGCAAUAUUGUAUCACAAGGGAUACCAGUAUCGACUGGUUUGAGACAAGGGGACGCUCUGUCAUCCAUACUAUUUAAUAAAGCGUUAGAAAGGGUCAUCAGGGAGAGCCGUAUUGAAGAUAACGGUGUACGAUUGGGAGGUUGCAUAAUAGGAGUAUUGGCCUACGCAGACGAUAUAGUAUUACUUGCGGAAAAGAAGGAAAAUCUCAGGGAGCAAGCGGGAAAACUAUUAGAUACGGCAAAAAGAAUAGGUUUAGAAAUAAUUUUUCAAAGAAAACAAGAAGAUUUUGAAUCCUUUGAUAAAUGUUUAAGAGACAUUAAGACUAUUACAAAAAGAUGUGAAUUUGGAGACCUAGAAGACAGUAUGGUUAAAAUAUGUGUUGUCUUGGAGUACGUGAUAAAGGAUUACAAGAAAGGUUAUUAA
Daktulosphaira vitifoliae (grape phylloxera) is the source of this 1527-nucleotide messenger RNA. RefSeq lists its product as uncharacterized. The transcript is spliced from 2 exons. NCBI's taxonomy places the organism in Eukaryota, Metazoa, Arthropoda, Insecta, Hemiptera, Phylloxeridae. The coding region runs from base 1 to 1527 and encodes 508 amino acids. The record is from RefSeq and is a predicted model, not a curated record.